CUGUACUGAACCUCACUCAUUAGCAUUUAAUAAACAAACACAUAAUAAAUAAAAAGAGAAAAAAAUGGUGUCAAGAUUUCAAAGAAGAAUGGCAUUGCGUAGAAAGCUUCACAUUCUAAAAAAUCUUACUUCCUCUAAAUCUGUGAAAAGAAGCUCUAUUAUUGCAGAUGCCAUUCUUUACAUUUACAAGCUCAGUCUCAAGUUGGAGGCUAUUAAAAGAGAACUUUCAAUUUUAGAGGCCAUCAAAAGAGAAUACUUGCAGCACUUGCCCAAGAGGGAAGUGAAGGUAGAGGAAGCUGGAAAAGGUUUUUUGGUGAAGGUAAUUUGCGAGAAGGGAGGAGAUAAGCUGGUGCCAAUAUUAGAGGUUUUUGAAAAAAUGGGGUUAAUAGUGUUGAAUGCUAGAGUGACAUCAUGCAACUUAUAUUUUGGGUUGGAAGCCAUUGUUGUAGCAGAAGAAGAACAGUGUGGUUUAGAUGUGGAUAAUGUUACUCAACAAAUUGUAGAAGCCAUAGAUAGGCAUGUAAAAGUAAAAGGAAUAUAGCUAGAGAUAGUUAAUUAUCUUAUCAUUGUAAGGAGUUGAUUAAUGUCUCUUUAAGUAAUCUUAUUGUUCUAUUAGCCCUUA
This is a messenger RNA of Mercurialis annua (annual mercury), 622 nucleotides long. RefSeq lists its product as uncharacterized. Gene Ontology annotation, cellular component: nucleus. Gene Ontology annotation, molecular function: sequence-specific DNA binding; DNA-binding transcription factor activity. Lineage: Eukaryota; Viridiplantae; Streptophyta; Magnoliopsida; Malpighiales; Euphorbiaceae. The record is from RefSeq and is a predicted model, not a curated record. The transcript is spliced from 3 exons. Bases 65 to 541 code for a protein of 158 amino acids. Gene Ontology annotation, biological process: regulation of DNA-templated transcription.